AUGGGGGCAGCAGCGGGCGGCCGUGCAGAGGGGGAAGGGGAGGCCGCACAGAAGGCAGAUGGAUGGGAAGCAAGCAACUGGGUAGGUGAGGGCGAGGGAGGAGAAAGGGAGGAGAGAAGCGGCAAGGGAAGGGGCAAGGAGGAGAGGAUUGGGGAGGAGAGGUGGAGGGAGCGGAGGAGUAUGGAGGGGAGGAGAAGGGAGGGGAAGAGAAGAGAGGAGAGGAGCAAGGAGGGAAAAAGCAGGGCUGGGAGGAGAAGAGAGGGCAAGAAGGCAGCUCGUGAUGCUGUGAGUGACGCUGUGAGUGACGCUGUGAGUGGUGCUGUGAGUGAUGCUGUGAGUGAUGCUGUGAGUGAUGCUGUGAGUGAUGCUGUGAGUGAUGCUAUGAGUGAUGCUGUGAGUGACGCUGUGAGUGAUGUUGUGAGUGGUGCUGUGAGUGAUGCUGUGAGUGAUGCUGUGAGUGGUGCUGUGAGUGGUGCUGUGAGUGGUGCUGUGAGUGAUGCUGUGAGUGAUGUUGUGAGUGAUGCUGUGAGUGAUGCUGUGAGUGAUGUUGUGAGUGAUGCUAUGAGUGAUGCUGUGAGUGAUGCUGUGAGUGAUGUUGUGAGUGAUGUUUACCCUCUCCGUUCCCUCCUUCCUCGUCCACAUGCGUCCCCCACCGCUCUCAUGGGUGCAGGGGAGGAGUUCUUUCCUUUCCCCUCCAUAGAUUGCGAUGAUGCACCGUGUGCUGGCAAGGGCUGA
Closterium sp. NIES-65 is the source of this 735-nucleotide messenger RNA. Lineage: Eukaryota; Viridiplantae; Streptophyta; Zygnematophyceae; Desmidiales; Closteriaceae. The record is from the annotation of a GenBank genome assembly.